Molecule: messenger RNA, 2052 nt
Organism: Rotaria socialis
Lineage: Eukaryota; Metazoa; Rotifera; Eurotatoria; Philodinida; Philodinidae
Source: the annotation of a GenBank genome assembly
AUGGCAGAAAGUUGGUGCGUAUUAUUGCUUCUCGUCUCAAGAGUCGCUACGAGCGGUUUUCCUCCGCUCGCAAUGUACAUUGGUACGGGCGGCGACGCUUUUGGCGCAGUAAGUUUACCUGUUGGAGCACAGAGUCCAUAUGGUGCAGUGCGUAUUGGUGCUGAUACGAGUAAUACGUACGAUAUUCCGAUAAUAUACAAUCAUUUUGGUGGAUAUCAUUAUGCCGACACGUAUAUCAAUGUCUUUUCACAUACCCAUAUGGUUGGCGCUGGUGUUGUUGACUACGGUGAAGUUGGUAUCUUUCCAGUUCAAGUCGAUAGCGUCGAAAAUUUACAAAAAAUGAUUGCGAACAGACACGGCUAUCGAAGUGCAUUUACGCAUGAUCGUGAACGUAUUGAGCCAGGUUAUUAUCAAGUCUAUCUUGAUACACAUAAAAUCAAUGUAGAAUUAACUGCUACGGAACAAGUUGGUGUCCAUCGGUACUCAUUUGAUAAUUUCGAUAAACGACACCGUACCAUAUUGAUUGAUAGUAGUUACACAUUAGCGACUGAUGCUUGCCGUGGAAGCCAAGUUAAUAUUGAUCCAACCAAGAAUGAAAUUGUAGCCGAUCAACAGCAGAUCACAGUUUAUGUUGGCAUUAGCUUUAUUUCCAUUGAUCAAGCACGCAUCAAUCAACAAGCACAAGCGAAACUACAACCAUUUGAUUCCGUUCGUGAAUUAGUACAACAAAAAUGGCUCAAUGAAAUAUCUCGAUUCGAGGUUAGUGCUUCAUGGAACCCUGACGCUGAAAUUAUGUUUUAUACGGCUGUUAUUCACUCGAUGAUGAGUCCGACUAUUUGGGACGAAUCUAAUGGUGUCUAUUUGGGUUUUGAUAACCAAACGCAUACUAAACCUGAUUAUAUGGAUCAUGUCUAUACAGAUCUAUCAAUAUGGGAUGUGUUUCGAACACAAAUACCUUUUAUUGUUUUUCAUGAUCCAAAACGAGCUAAUGACAUUAUUCAUUCGAUAAUGAUCAAUGUUGAACAAGGUGGUGAUUUACCAAAAUGGCCAUUUGCCAAUGGAUAUACAGAUUCUAUGUUUGGUACUCAUGCAUGUAUUUUAUUGAGUGAUUUAAUUAUGAAACGUGAACACGAUGUUCAUUUGAAUAUAACUCAAGUUCUCGAAGCAUUACGAAAGGUAGCCAAUACAGCACAAGCACAUGACAGUCGUUUCAAUCCACCUACUUAUAUAAAAUAUCAAUAUGUGCCUUUUGAGAAGGAGCGAUUUUCGGCACCAUAUACACAAAGCUACGCUUACGAUGACUGGGCGAUUGGUAAUGUUAUGACAGCUGCAGGUCUUUUUGAUGAAGCUCAACAGUAUUACAAUCGAUCUCUAUGUUCUGGUGAUUUUUUUUGUCCUUCAAGCGAUGCUGAACGGCUUAUUCCAUUCGAUUAUCGCUAUGUCGAGGGUGAUGCUUGGCACUAUCGUUUUUUUGCACCACAUAAUACACCACGCCUUAUCGAUUUAUUUGGUGACCCAAAAUCAUUUGUUCAGGAACUUGAUACAUUCUUCACUCGUGGUCGAGAAUGGACAACAACAAAAUUACCUAAUCCAUACUAUUGGCCAGGAAAUGAACAUGAUCUUUUUUCUGUUUGGCAAUUUCAUUAUGCAAACCGAUCAGAUCUUACUCAAGAACAUGCACGUUGGCUACUUGAUCAUGCUUAUACGACAAAACCAGACGGAAUACCGGGUAAUGACGAUUAUGGUACAAUGUCAGCAUGGUAUAUUUUUAGCAGUAUGGGAUUCUACCCACUGGCCGGGUCUUCUACUUAUCUAACUGGUAGUCCUGUAUUCGAUAGGAUUACCAUUCGUCGUAAUAAUGGACAAUGUACACUGAAUAUAACUGUGCAUAAUAAUUCAAAUCAAAAUAUCUAUGUUGAACAAGCUUUGCUCAAUGAUAAAGUUCUAGCAACGUUUCCAUUCAUCGAUCACGUCAAUGAUCUUCAAUGUUCAAACAAGUCAACAACGGUACAACUUGAAUUUUUCAUGUCAUCAACGCCAUCAUUAAUUUGA